AAUCUUCUUCUCUGAAUUUUUCAAAAAUAUCGUCAAUUUUAAUGGCUUUCGAAUCAGAAUCAGAAUCAUCAUUGAUGGAGAAUUUGAUGAAUUCCAGAAACAGAGACUCUUCUUUGUUUUUACCUUUCAUUUUAUCCAUUACGAACAAUUCAAUUUCAUCAAAUCCAGAUGAAGAAACAGAUGAAUCAACAACUCGAUCUGAGUUUUCCGAUCGGAUCAUACUUGUAAACCCGUUAACCCAAAACAUGAUCGUCAUGGAAACACGUUCAUCUACUACUUUAGAUUCAUUUCUGAACGAAUUGAUGAGCAAAGAAGGUCAACCGCCAGCUUCCAAAGCAUCAAUUGAUGCACUUGAAAGUGUUGAGAUUUGCGAAGAAGGAGAAAAAGGGGAUUGUUCUAUAUGUUUGGAUGAUUGGGAAAUUGGCGAGAUAGUGAAAGAAAUGCCUUGUAAGCAUAGAUUUCAUGGCGAUUGUGUUGAAAAAUGGUUGAAGAUUCAUGGGUCGUGUCCGAUAUGUAGGUAUAAAAUGCCUGAAGAAAAUGGUGAAUCGAAAAAUCGAGGGAGGAGGAGAGAGAUUUGGAUGACUUUUUCAAGUUCAGAAAAUCAUAAUAAUCAUACAGUUUCAGCUAAUUUUAGUUCAGAAAAUGAUCAUGAUCAAGCUUAGAAAAAACUUUUCAUGUUUGUUUUUUGGUUCAAAAUUUGCAGUUUUUUUAAAUAAUGUUAUUGUACAGAGGCACAUUUGUUUGUUGGAUAUGGUAAAAUGGAGGUUUAUAUUUUAUUUCGU
Molecule: messenger RNA, 782 nt
Organism: Solanum pennellii
Lineage: Eukaryota; Viridiplantae; Streptophyta; Magnoliopsida; Solanales; Solanaceae
Product: E3 ubiquitin-protein ligase MPSR1
Exons: 1
Coding region: 42-662 (206 amino acids)
Biological process (GO): protein ubiquitination
Cellular component (GO): cytoplasm
Molecular function (GO): ubiquitin protein ligase activity
Source: RefSeq, a predicted model, not a curated record